AUGGCAUCCCUUUCACCCAUGGAGACCAGCAUGUCGCCAGUCCGAAAUGUACAACCUAAAAACGUCGCAUUCGAGCUCCUCAUCGAGGAGUCUCCCCAAUACCGUGCGCGCCUUCCCCUGCGUGUGCAGAUAUACCCCCAUGACAGCACCGAUUCCAUUGUGACCACGGUCAAGAACUUUUACGGUCUCUACUCGGGCCCAACUGGGAGCAAGGGAGUCAGUUUUGAAGACGACCGAGGUAAUACUCUCAUUGCAAGAUAUGAGAAUUUUAGCAACAACAUGGUCGUCUAUGUCAGAGUCAUUGAAGGUUCUCCACAGCCGCCGCCAACUUUUGUUGCGAAUGCCUUUGCGCAAGCGCCCAUAGGGGCUCCGCCGUAUGGCAAUGGAGACUACGCCGCUCAAUCUGUCCAGCAGUUCGGCCAGCACCUCUCCAGGCCGGACUCGAGGACUUCUUGGAGGCGCAGUCCUUCGCCCAAUGGCGGUCGUGGACGACGUAGCGUGUCUGUCAGUACGAACCCAGCCGCAAGCAAAAAGGGCCGCUCCCGUUCCUCCAAGAACCGAGGGUCUACCUACGACAAUCACAGCGACAGUAUGAAUGGCUACAGCAGCGGCGACAAUGCACCCGGCUCUGUCUCGAGCAAGGCCAAGGAGGCAAUUGGUACCACAGACAUCAGUGUAGAGAACAUCGUCGAAGGCGGUCGCCGAAAACGUGCAAAGUUCGAAAGCUCCGAACUGCCACUGUUUGCGCCGCCGCAGAUGCCGGCUGCCACGUCCAACCCGUCCGUUUCCCCUGCCCGCCGGAUCGAGCAGCGCCCCCCUAUGCCCUUUGCGCACCCAGGUCAAAACCCCUUCACCAAUCCCCGACCGCUACAAUCCCCGCAGAACUACAAUCACGGCUACAGUCAGAUUGGCAUGUUCGCGACACCUACUACAGACUCGAGACGUCACCGGGGCAGCAUGGGCUACCCAACUGGUGGCGCGGGAAUCCUCCCAACACCCGAUCCCACCGUUGGCAGCUGCAUGUCUGAAGAAGAUAAAGAUGUUGCGAUCCAGCUUAUGAGGCUGGGCGAUAUGUCCAACAUCUCUCACGGAAGAACGUCUGCGUCAACAUUGGACGACACGUUCAGCGGCAGGGCUGAUGCUGCCUCAUCUACCGGUGCCACCAGCGAAGCCGAGAGCGAAGCCGACGACGAGCAGCCGCCGCCGGCGCGCCGCCCAAAUCUGGACCUGACAGGAGCCCAUCGCAAUAUAUAUCAGACAACCGAGAGCCACUUCGUAGUACCAGGAGAAAGCGCCGAAGCUAGUGGCGACGACGCUGAUUACGAGGACGGGGAAGAAGGCCCUUCAGCACGUAACUCGAACAUGACCAAGCCCAAGGCUCAGAGCGGUGGCAAGCCUCGUCUGCCUAGCUUGAAGACCAAGUCCAGCAAGUCUAGCAAGGCUGCAAAGACAGAUGGUGCCAAGGUUAAAAAGACCAACGGAGUGUCCGCUGGCCCAAUGUCGCCCAACUCCUUGCCUGCCCAAUCGCGCAAGCCAUCCAUCGUGUCUUCUACGGGCCCUCCGGGUCAAGUAGGUGAUGACGACCACCCAGAUCUGUCCACCAAGCCCCGCUGCCAGCGCUGCCGCAAGAGCAAGAAGGGCUGUGAUCGCCAGCGGCCCUGUGGCCGUUGCCGCGAUGCUGGGCUCAGUGCCGAUCAGUGCAUCAGCGAGGAUGAGGGCAACGGGCGCAAGGGUCGCUACGGACGCCACAUGGGCGUCCCCAUCAAACAGACCGAGGCUUCUAGUCAGCCGACUCUCCUUCCUGCUGCUCCUAUCGCUUUGCCGAUGGCUGCUCCGGCCGACAAGAACAAGAAACGGAAACGGUGA
Messenger RNA from Pseudomassariella vexata, 1866 nucleotides. RefSeq lists its product as uncharacterized. Bases 1 to 1866 code for a protein of 621 amino acids. The transcript has 2 exons. Gene Ontology annotation, molecular function: DNA-binding transcription factor activity, RNA polymerase II-specific; zinc ion binding. Gene Ontology annotation, biological process: regulation of DNA-templated transcription. The record is from RefSeq and is a predicted model, not a curated record. Lineage: Eukaryota; Fungi; Ascomycota; Sordariomycetes; Amphisphaeriales; Pseudomassariaceae.